AUUGGGAUUUGUUUCUGGCCCCGAGCUAGCACUGAUUCUUGCCCGACCAUCUUUCAGUGUUGCGAGGCACUUUCCGAGCUCCAUCAAGCUCGGCAGUCGUUACCGCCGGGCCUGGAAAGGUCCAACAAUGAGGUGCUUCGUGGUGGGCCAUAAGGUCGUCAAGCUUAUGUCCCUCUCGUCCCAAGACUUUUCCGUUUUCCAACUCCCAACGCUUGAGGGUAUACGGGCUGUUGAUACUUGAGCUUAGGGUGAAUAUCUCAUCUUUGUAAUUUGCAGCCCCGUCAACCUGUAUCCCGUCGAACUUUUCGAAGAACAAUGACCCCUCCGUUGGUUGCCCUGAUAACCGCGGGCAGCGCUGGUCUCGGCGCCGCUACUGCCCGUCUCUUCGCCCGGAACGGCAUCCGCCUAGUCAUCAACUACGACAGCAACGGCCAAAGGGCAUACGACCUUGUGGAAGAACUCACGAAUAUCUCCCCGCUAACAGCAGCUAGCACAGAUCGCCAGGACAACUACGUUGCCCUCAAGGCUGACUUGGCCGAAAAGGAUCAGAUCAGCCAACUUGUCGACAACACUAUAUUCAUCAUGGGUAAACUCGACAUUGUCUUCUCCAAUGGCGCCUGGAUCCGUCUCCGAGACAUCAACGAUCUGGAUGACAACGUGAACGAGGAAGACUGGGAUACGUGCUUCAACAUGAACGUCAAGUCCCAUCUCUGGUUGAUGCACGCUGCGAAACCUUAUCUGGACCAAACGGAAGGUGUCUUCAUCACCACUGCUUGUUUGGCAGGUGUCAUAGUUAGCGGGAGUUCGCUUGCCUACUCCGUCACCAAGGCAGCACAAAUACAUUUGGCCAAGGGAUUGGCACAGAUUGCGGCACCCAAAAUCAGAGUCAAUACUGUAUCUCCGGGCCUUAUGCUUACGGACUGGGGUCUUCAGUUUCCACCCGAAAAGCAGGAAGAAGCGAGGGAGAGAUCAAAGCUCAAGCGUUUGGCGGCAGUACAGGAUGUUGCAGAGCAGGUACUCUGUUUCGUCAAGUCCAAAAGUGUAACAGGAGUGAACGCCAUUAUCGAUGGAGGAAUGGCACUCUGAUGACAGUGGCUCAUGGAAAACAUCGAUGGACCACACUCCGCAAGCACCAGAUGUAUAUUAUAUUCCACAAAAGGAAAAGGGGGGAGCAAAGAGAAUCUGAAGACUCUCAACAAGAAACCAGGAAAGAAAAGAGAAAAAAAGUUGUGACUCGGAUACCGGGAGUCGAACCCGGGGCUGUU
Messenger RNA from Neurospora hispaniola, 1265 nucleotides. RefSeq lists its product as uncharacterized. Lineage: Eukaryota; Fungi; Ascomycota; Sordariomycetes; Sordariales; Sordariaceae. The transcript is spliced from 4 exons. The coding region runs from base 316 to 1086 and encodes 256 amino acids. The record is from RefSeq and is a predicted model, not a curated record.